AAAGAUUUAUUCCACAAAAGCAAUUAAAUGAGUCGAAUUAUAAAAAUUAUGUAUAUGGACCAAGAAUCAACAUUCAAAAUAGAUCCAACUAAUUUAAUCUAUAAGGAUAUUUCAAAAUUUCUAAAUAUUGUUGAAGAUGAUCUGAUCAUAAUAAUUGAUAAUGACUAUAACAAGACUAUAAAAAGAACUGAUAAAUUUUUAAAUUAAUAUAAUUAAAAGCAAUUCUGGGUAUAUAAUAUUAAAGAACUAUUAAGGGAAAAAUUUGAAAAUUAGGAUAAAUAAAAAUAGAACAAAAUCAAUAUGGAACAAAACAAUAACUCAAAAAUAGAUAAUGAUUAUAGUAGUUUAUAAUCAACUUAAUGUACAAAUAGUUCAAUAGUUUAAUCCUAAAUAUAACUAAAUGGUGAUUAAUAAUUUUAAUAAAAAGAUUAAUAAUAUCCUAUAGAUAAAGAGAUCUAAAAUUAAAAUUCAUGCUAAUCUUCUACCUUUAGUAAUUAAUCUGAUUAAGAGGAUAUAUUUUAAAACUCUGUUUUUAAGGUAUAAUUAUAAACAUGUUAUAAAUGCAAUAAUAAAAUUUGUGAAACCUCCAUUCAAACUAAAUGUUUGCACAACUAUCAUUAAGAAUGUUUAGAAGAACAUUUCAACAAUUAAUUAAGUUAAUUUUAAUCAAGAUUAAAUUGCAUUUGUAAUCAAAAAAUUAUUUAAAAAAUUUUGAUAAACAAUUUUUAAAAUGGAAAAGAAAUGGCAGAAAAAUUAUAUAAGAAUCAAAUCACUGAGAUUGAGUAAAAUUACUCAUUUAAAAUAAGAAAAUGUACAUAAACAAAUUAAUGUUGUUUCAUUUAUAUUAAAACAGAUAAUACUAGUAAAUUGAAACCUUAUUGUCCAUGUUGUUGUGAGUAUUAAAAGUGA
Messenger RNA from Paramecium sonneborni, 909 nucleotides. The record is from the annotation of a GenBank genome assembly. NCBI's taxonomy places the organism in Eukaryota, Ciliophora, Oligohymenophorea, Peniculida, Parameciidae.